Molecule: messenger RNA, 2875 nt
Organism: Nematolebias whitei (Rio pearlfish)
Lineage: Eukaryota; Metazoa; Chordata; Actinopteri; Cyprinodontiformes; Rivulidae
Gene: arhgap9
Product: Rho GTPase activating protein 9
Exons: 21
Coding region: 19-2721 (900 amino acids)
Biological process (GO): signal transduction; regulation of GTPase activity
Cellular component (GO): cytoplasm
Molecular function (GO): phospholipid binding; protein binding
Source: RefSeq, a predicted model, not a curated record
AACAAGACUGUGGAGACCAUGCUGUCUGGAACUUGGCGUCAAUCUGUCGGGCAACCAUCUGCGGUUCACAUGGUGAACCCCAGUGGGGUGACAGUUUGCGGGGUUCCCAGUGGUACCAUUGUUCUUGAGGCUCAGUAUGACUACAGCUACCGGGGAGCAGAUGGGCGGCAAGUUUGCAUAAGAGAGGGCGAACGAUUUGUUCUUCUGAAGAAGACGAAUGCAGACUGGUGGCAGGUACGGAGGAUUGGAGCAUCCAGUAAAACAAAGCCAUUGUAUGUCCCAGCCACAUAUGUGACAGAAGUACCCAUCACACCGAUGCCGUCGCCCCAGCGCCUGGUUUCAUCGAUCUCGCUGAACUCCAACUUCAGGGUACUAUCCCGGGUCUCUCUGUCUCCCAGCCUCACAGGAACUGCCAAUAAUGAACACCACCAAGUGAACAAAGCCAUCUACCACUCCAUGGAAAACCUCAACUCCAACAGUGCCUUCCAAAGUUCUGACAAGAAAACCAGCAUGAGCGUAAAUCGUUUCCCCACCCUCCCCCUCUCCGGAUUCACCUUUACUUCGAAUUCUUCCACCUCCCAGUCAAACCACCUCACAGUCCCUGGGUCCCCCUCAGCCUCCUUGGUCCAAACAGCAUCGUCAAAUCCCCGAGUGGUCCCUACGAUUACCCGGAGCCAGAGCUCCAGCAACCUGCCUGAAAACAUCACGGAGAACCCUUAUGAUGAGGUGGGGGGUGGCCUUGGAAGCCACAUCAACUACAAGAUCCCCAAGAAGUCUUGUAGCCAGUGGGACAUGGUGGGGGCUUCGGGCAAGAACAACCAUCUGCAGGUCCCGGCAGAAGCCUAUUUGUCCCAGCUGUCAUGGCAAGACUCCCCCAUUUACACCGAAAUGCAUCUGGAGAAGCGUCAGUCCCAGCCGGAGCCACCAAGCCCAGCUCCAGGGCAGCAUCCUCUUCAGAUCUUGGAUCUGUGGGAGCAGUACUCUGAUUCUGCCACUGGUAGAUGCUAUUACGUCAACAGCAUCACCAAAGAGAGGUCAUGGAAGCCCCCUCGACGGGGUCGCGCUCAAAGCAGCAACAGGAUAAAUCAUUCAGCACAGCAGGCCGGUUCAGUACAUAGUCAGACAUUACCCCGGGACACCAGCCAUCUAUCCCUGCCUCUGGCUGGAAACACUCAAAUGCAUAAGGUGUCACCUGACUUUCUCUUCGGAAGUCACCAUAAAAAUUCUGACAGCGGCUGGCAGAUGACCCAGGGCAUGCAGCAUGCCGCCUCCUCUGAGACCCUGAAUACGAUGGUGUUCACUAAAGCCGAAGCCACGUUCCACGACUCUUCACCCCUGCGUGACAACAAGCAGCAGCUCAGUCACUCACGCUCCAUGAUGGAGAAUGGCCAGCUGGUUCAGCAGCACAGAGAUCAUUCCUACAAUGUGACCAACAUCGUUGUUGAGCCGCCGUCUCCUGCGAGCUCACCCGACAGUGAAGACUGUACACCGGAGCUGGAAAAAGCAGGUCUCUUGAACAAGACAAAGAUUGCAGAAGGAGGCAGAAAACUGAGGAAGAACUGGAGUCCAUCCUGGGUGGUUUUAGUCGGGAACAGUCUGGUCUUCUUUAAAGAUCCAAAAUCCCAAACACCUUCCAGUUGGAAACCAGGAAACAGUCGCCCAGAGAGUAGCGUGGAUUUAAGGGGAGCGCACCUGAACUGGGCCAAUGAGCUGUCCAGCAAAAAAAACGUCUUCAAGCUGAGGACCGUCACUGGCAAUGAGUUCCUGCUGCAGUCAGAUACAGACUCUAUCAUCAGAGAGUGGUAUAACACCAUCAGGAAUGUCAUUGACAGGCUGGACCGUGAAAACCCAUUAGACAAUGUGCUUCAGUACUCUCUGAGGAGAGCUGGCAGCGUGGAGAUGUUGGACCAGAGCGGUGAUGAGGAUGAGAGGAGAAACUCUCUCCCUCGCUCUGCAUCCAACCUGGAAAACACAGAAAGGAAGCGAGUGAAGACCCGGCUGAAGAAGCUGAUCCUGAAGAGACCUCCUCUGCAGGCCCUGCAGGAGAAAGGCCUCAUUAAAGAUCAGGUGUUCGGCUGUCGUCUGGAGAUGCUCUGCGAGCGAGAAAGGAGCACCGUCCCUCGCUUCGUCAGGCUCUGCACCGAGGCUGUGGAGAAGAGAGGACUGGAAACUGACGGCAUCUACAGAGUGUCCGGAAACCUGGCUGUGAUUCAGAAGCUUCGCUUUCUCGUGGACCACGAGCGAGCGCUGACCACUGACGGCCGGUUCAUGUUCCCAGCGGAGUUUGUGCAAGAGGAGAAGCUGAAUUUGGACGAGAGCGAGUGGGAGGACAUCCAUGUCGUCACAGGAGCUUUGAAACUUUUCUUCCGCGAGCUUCCUGAGCCGCUCGUGCCGUACGGGUUCUUCACCGACAUCGUGGAGACAGUCAAGAUGUCAGAUUACAUGGACAAAGUGGAUCGCCUGAAGUGUCUGGUCCUCAACAUGCCUCCUCCGAACCACGACACGCUGAAGUUCAUGUGCCGGCAUCUAAGACGAGUGUUAGAACGUUCAGACACCAACAGAAUGACCACCCAGAACAUCGGCAUCGUGUUCGGGCCUACGCUGAUGCGCCCAGAGCGGGAUAAUGGCAACAUGGCAGUGAACAUGAUUUACCAGAACCAGGCGGUGGAGCUCAUCCUCAGCGAGUCUGACCACAUCUUCAGAACGAGAGGCCUCUCUUGAUCUUUUCAGACCAUGGAAGUCGGCAGCGGGCGGCUCAGUCUGCGCCUCCAAAUCGGACUGCAGCACAAAGCAACGCAACGAGAGCUUGUAGGCUCAUAUGGUGUAAAAUGGAUUUCACAUCAAAAGAUAAUUACGGGGGCAAAAAAGAACCAGG